AUCAUGUGGAAAAGAGCUAAGACAUUGGCUGAUUUGAUUUGAAGAACUGCUAACAAUCAAGAGCGGACAAUAUGAAUCAAGUUUCUGCUCAUAAGAUUCAUGGCAACAAUUGAGAUGAGGUAAAAAGUUGGAUGUGUGUGUGUGUGUGUGAGCUAAAUUGGAGGAGGACCCAAGGGGUGGAGCUAAGUUGUGGGGAAAGCCCACCCUGCAUUCUCUCUCUCUCUCUCUCUCUCUCUCACACACACACAAAGUGAGUGAGUGUGUGUGUGUGGGACAGCUGCAGCGCUCGCUCCGGAGGCUGUGCACAAGCCAGGAGAAAGCCGAGGUGAGACGAGACGAGAACCAUGAGGACUCCACUUGCUUUGGCGCUCGGCUUGGCGCUCGCUACCGCCGCCGCUUUUCCCGCCAGCGUCAGCAUAGGAGGACUUUUCCCGGCCGGGUCGCACGAGCAGGAGGUGUUUCGUUUUGCCAUGGCGCAGCGCGGCGCCGACGUUCCCAAGCUGCUGCCCCAGAUCGACGCCGUCGACAUCGGCAGCAGCUUUGCCAUGACCUACGCUUUCUGUUCGCAGUUGGCCAAAGGCGUGCACGCGCUGAUGGGCGUGUACGACCAGAGGACGGUCAACACGGUGUCCUCCUUCUGCGCCUCGCUCCACGUCAGCUUCGUCACGCCGUCAUCGCCCACGUUGGCCGACGGCCCCUUCGUGCUGCGGCUGCGGCCGAGUCUGCGCGAGGCGCUCAUGUCGCUGCUGGACCACUUUGGCUGGCGUCGCUUCGUCUACAUGUACGGCGCCCACGAAGGCGUGUUGGUCCUGAAGAAGGUGUUGGAGCGGGCGGCCGAGCGAGGCUGGCAGGUGACGUCGGUCAACUUGGACUCGCUAAACGAGUCGGGCUUCAUCCAGCUGCUGGCCGACCUGGACUUCAAGAAGGAGUACCAAGUGGUUCUGGACUGCGAGUCGGAGCGCCUGGACGCCAUCCUGGGCCUGAUUUCGGCACAGAGAAGAAACCUGAAGAACUAUCAGUACAUCCUCCUCAACCCGGGCUUUGUGGAGCUGAACCUGACUGAGUUCCACGCGCUGUCCCCCAACGUAACGGGUUUCCAGCUGGUCAACUGGUCCCACGGGUCGGCGCUGAAGGUCCAGAGGGACUGGAUUAACUUUGACCCCAAGGAGGGCAAAACCACGCGGCGCGCUCUGCGGUACGCAGGCGCGCUAACCUACGACGGCGUCGGCGUGGUGGCGGCGGCCUUUCAGAGCCUCCGACGCCAGCGCAUUGACGUGGCUCGCCGCGGGAAUGCCGGAGAGUGUUUGGGGAACCCCCCCGCGCCCUGGGGGCAAGGCAUCGACAUACAGAGGGCGCUGCAGCAGGUGCGUCUGGAUGGUUUGACAGGUCGCAUUCAAUUUGACGAGAGAGGACGUCGGAGCAACUUUACACUCACAGUCAUGGAACUGAGCCGAACUGGACCCAGGAAGGUAGGUAUGUGGAGCGAGCAGAGAGGCUACAUAAACACGGCCCGGUACAAGCCUACCCCGGAGGAGUUCUACGGGCUGCAGAACCGCACCUACGUGGUCACCACCAUCCUGGAAGCGCCUUACAUGAUGCGAAAGAAGAACCACGAGCAGCUGGUGGGAAACGACAAGUACGAAGGUUACUGCGCCGAGCUGGCGGCCGAGAUCGCCAAGCACGUGGGCUUCGCCUACCGGCUGGAGCUAGUGGGCGACGGCAAGUACGGCGCCCGAGACUCCGUCAGCAAAAUGUGGAACGGCAUGGUGGGGGAGCUGGUCUACGGGAAGGCGGACGUGGCGGUGGCGCCGCUGACCAUCACGCUGGUGCGCGAGCAGGUGAUCGACUUCACCAAACCUUUCAUGUCGCUCGGCAUCUCCAUCAUGAUCAAGAAGCCCACCAAGUCCAAGCCCGGCGUCUUCUCCUUCUUGGACCCGCUGGCCUACGAGAUCUGGAUGUGCAUCGUCUUCGCCUACAUCGGCGUCAGCGUGGUGCUCUUCCUGGUGAGCCGCUUCAGUCCGUAUGAGUGGAAGGAGGAGGAGGAGGAGGAAGUUGAGGAGGAAACUCCGCCCACCUCUUCCAGACACGCCCCAGGACCAAACAGGCGGCAGUCCCCGAAAGACCAAGAGAAAGAGAGUCCGGAACACACCAACCACUUUGGCAUCUUCAACUCGCUCUGGUUCUCCUUGGGAGCCUUCAUGCAGCAAGGAUGCGACAUCUCGCCCAGGUCGUUGUCGGGUCGCAUCGUGGGCGGCGUGUGGUGGUUCUUCACGCUGAUCAUCAUCUCCUCGUACACGGCCAACCUGGCCGCCUUCCUGACGGUCGAGCGCAUGGUGUCGCCCAUCGAGAGCGCCGAAGACCUCGCCAAGCAGAGCGAGAUCGCCUACGGCACUCUGGACGGCGGAUCCACCAAGGAAUUCUUCAGGAGGUCCAAGAUCGGCGUCUUUGAAAAGAUGUGGUCGUACAUGCGCGGCGCCGACCCGUCCGUCUUCGUCAAGAACACGGACGAGGGCGUGAGCCGCGUGCGCAAGUCCAAGGGCAAGUACGCCUACUUGCUGGAGUCGUCCAUGAACGAGUACAUCGAGCAGCGCGCGCCUUGCGACACCAUCAAAGCGGGCGGCAACCUCGAUUCUAAAGGCUACGGCGUGGCCACGCCCAAAGGAUCAGCCCUCAGAAUUCCGGUGAACCUGGCCGUGCUCAAGCUCAAUGAGCAGGCCGUGUUAGACAAGUUGAAGAACAAGUGGUGGUACGACAAAGGUCAAUGUGGACACAAGGACGCCGGCCGGAAGGACAAGACGAGUGCGCUGAGCCUGAGCAACGUGGCGGGCAUCUUCUACAUCCUGAUCGGUGGCCUGGGCGUGGCCAUGAUGGUAGCCCUGCUGGACUUCUGCUACAAAUCGCGGCUAGAGUCGCGCAGGAUGAAGGAGCUGAUCGACGCCGCCAUGCUGAGCAGCAGCUUGGGCGGGGCCCUGAGCCUGGCGGGGGGCGGAGCCCUGGGCCUAGCAGGAGGCGGGGCCCUGAGCCUGGCAGGAGAGAACGGCGGCGCGGUGGCGCAGGAGUUGGCCCGGGCCAGCGCGCCCGGCUUGGCGUGCGCGAGCAAAGCCGCCGGACUGGGGCUGCCCUCCAACCUCACGUGAGGUGAGCGCCCUCUCGGACCGGCGAGCCUUUUAACGCUUGGCCAGCCGCCGAGAUAAAGCGAGCGCCGCCAACGUAUCAGCUGGCUUAAGGCCGGCAACACGAAACGUCUUCUACUGCUUCUUUUCGAGCCUGCCCUGUUGUGUGGAAGCUCAUUUGCAUUUUGACUUCUCUCACGUCUUUUGCUUGCUUGUUGAACACAAAUAAAAAGUUCAAGAACAAAAUGGA
This is a messenger RNA of Syngnathus acus (greater pipefish), 3363 nucleotides long. RefSeq names its product glutamate receptor 1-like. The record is from RefSeq and is a predicted model, not a curated record. Gene Ontology annotation, molecular function: AMPA glutamate receptor activity; transmitter-gated monoatomic ion channel activity involved in regulation of postsynaptic membrane potential. The transcript has 18 exons. Gene Ontology annotation, cellular component: plasma membrane; postsynaptic membrane; AMPA glutamate receptor complex. Gene Ontology annotation, biological process: synaptic transmission, glutamatergic; modulation of chemical synaptic transmission. Lineage: Eukaryota; Metazoa; Chordata; Actinopteri; Syngnathiformes; Syngnathidae. The coding region runs from base 345 to 3137 and encodes 930 amino acids.